GUCUCUCAGCAUUCGCUCACGUGUGUUGGUCUGUGCUGGUUGUGCUGGUCAACAGUAAGCCCUUUCAAGACUCAUUCGCCCACGUGUGCGCACCGUCGUUAUAUUCGUUGAUCCCCAGACCAACUAUCCACCAGAUUCAAAUAUUUUACAUAAUUUAUAUGAUAUUUGGUGGAUUUAGAAAUGUUCUAUGAUAUUGAUAUUCUCAAUCGUCGUGGUGGGAAGUUUGGUAUAAUUUGGCUCGCUGCUAACAAAAAAUUGAGACUUAAAGGAAAGGGCUCGAAGAAUGACUUGCGACUCUUGCUCCAAGUGCGAGUGGACCGGAUUUGUCAAGAAAUUGUUCAAUAUGUAAGAACGAUAAAUCCAGGAACUGAAGGAUCAAGCCCAAGGUUUUCCCUCUACCUCUCCGCUAUGCUGACUCAUGGUGCCAUUAUUGCUCAUCACAAACAAGUGUCCCAUACUCUUGCUAAUGUCAGGCUGACUUUUCAGCAAAGAGUGACAGAGAAGAAACUAAAAGAGUCCAAUAUCAGCUGUGAUGUACUAGACUUGUCUGAUGCUGUGAUUGGAGCUGGGAAAUACUUGUUGAGCGAUGGUUGUAGUUUGGAGGAUAGUGAGUUUGGGCGCUUGGUUGCUGUGGUUGAUGCUCUCAAGAUCCCGUCUAUUUAUCCUAUUGCCAAUGAAACUCGACAAGCCACACUUUGUGAAGUACAACUGAAUUGCCCGGCAUCUCCAGGUGAAAUUGAAAGAUUGUUUGCUGAAAUGGAAGUACCCUCUGGGUUUCAUGAAUUUAAUAUGAACAGUUCUGGAAUCUAUGUAUCACCAAGUGCAAUCACUUUGAAAGAAACAGAUGAACCCCUCUUUACUAUUGCAGAUUUGCCACCGAUUGAUGAAAGUUUUAUUGGCGAUGACAAGUUUGGGAGUGCAUUUGGUACUUUAGAAGUGCUAUCCUCAUGGAACGAAAGCAAUGUUGAGGAAAUACCAGUUCCAGGGCCGUCUAAUCUAAGACGUAGUAAUUCAAAGCGAGUAAUCCACGAUGAUAGUAAUGCAGCUCAAGAUGUUCCAAUCAAGCAAAGCCGCACUGAGCCAGCCGGAGAAGAGGCUCCUACCACAAUCACGGCCAUGCAAUCUCCUGAUAUGGUAUUGGAAUCGCUUGACGUAUUACCUGUACAACCCGGUGGAGGAGGACGUCGUCGACGGCGUCGAUUGAUUAUUGAUAAGGAAAUUAUCAUCCCUGCUGAAUUGUUCAGAGCUCAACUGUACGAUUGUAAAGAUUUGUUGCGGAUGCCCAAUGAAGAUGUGGUAAGGACUGAAUAUGCAGAGUGUACCGUUCACCACAUAUUCCGCCGUCCGUCAGUCGAAACACAUCAAAAUCCUUUGAUUAGAGAGCUGAUAACUAGGAACUUGGUGACUGUCGAAGAAGACCAAACUGAGAAUAGCGAUAUGUUUAAUGUAAACAACUACCUGGAGUCUUCCCAAAUGAAAGUCAAUGAGCCCAACCACCAAGAGGAUGGCCCAAUGAUAAUCGCUGAGCCCAACCCCCCAGAGGAUGCCCCAAUGAUAGUCGUUGAGCCCAACGACCCAGAGGAUGGCCCAAUGAUAGUCGUUGAGCCCAACCACGAGGCUGCUCUGGCAAUUGUUUUCGAUGAGCCCGAGAGAGCUCGUAACCUGCAACCCAAUGAAAUUUCAAUUGCACGUUCUGCAAACUUAAGCAACUUAACAGUCAGUAAUGUUUCGGGAUAUGCAUCCCCACGUCAAGCAGAAAAACAUCUUCCUAAUAUGCAAUCUAUCAAGGAGGUGGCAUCCGAAUCGACUGCAUCAACUCAACAUACUGGAAACGUCGGUGAUUUACCACCAGUCGGAGUGUCUGCCCGUGGAAAUUUUGGAGCUUGCUCCCCUGUCAACAAUCAACCUUCUCUUUCGACAUCUCAGCGAAAUGACACAUUCUCAGAAGUUAAAGUUCCUGAACCCCAGGCUUUAUUGGACACGAUUGAUGAAAUGAGCGAUCAAGUAUCACGCCUUACUUUUCGUCAACUUGUUCCUCCGACAAAGUACAGCAAACUGGAAGCGGCUAAGAUUUUCCAAACUUUGCUUGGAUUGGCAAAGGAUCGUAUAAUCUCCAUGAGUCAGGACAAAAACAAGCCAUUUUCGGACAUUUUCAUUACAUUGGAUCGCUAGGACCAUAGCGAUAACGGCUAUCUUAAUGUUUUUAACAAAAGUUUUCCCCUUAUUUCUUGUUGACGUCAAGUCGAUCGUUUUAAAACCCCAUUUUAUUUUUCUGAACAGUUUUAUUUCUAAGAGAUGUAGUGUGUACAAUCGUAAAAGAAGAAACAGAUUUUUUUUUAUCGCAAGUUUUUUUUAUAGAAGGAACUAAUUCUAUUAAAUAGCAAAACAUUUCUGGAUUCUUAAAUAGAUAUUUUCUGAUACAAAUAACUUUUGAAGUGUUAUCAGAUUCAUGUUUUUAUGAAAGUUGUUCAGCAAUACAAAUGUCUUCAGGCACAAACUGUGUCACCAUGGAA
Messenger RNA from Daphnia pulex (common water flea), 2513 nucleotides. RefSeq lists its product as uncharacterized. Lineage: Eukaryota; Metazoa; Arthropoda; Branchiopoda; Diplostraca; Daphniidae. Gene Ontology annotation, molecular function: protein binding; chromatin binding. Bases 181 to 2172 code for a protein of 663 amino acids. The record is from RefSeq and is a predicted model, not a curated record. Gene Ontology annotation, biological process: synaptonemal complex assembly; replication-born double-strand break repair via sister chromatid exchange; mitotic sister chromatid cohesion. The transcript is spliced from 15 exons. Gene Ontology annotation, cellular component: synaptonemal complex; cohesin complex.